Messenger RNA from Lodderomyces pseudojiufengensis, 324 nucleotides. RefSeq lists its product as uncharacterized. Gene Ontology annotation, cellular component: mitochondrion; respiratory chain complex IV; mitochondrial intermembrane space. Gene Ontology annotation, biological process: mitochondrial respiratory chain complex IV assembly. The coding region runs from base 1 to 324 and encodes 107 amino acids. The record is from RefSeq and is a predicted model, not a curated record. NCBI's taxonomy places the organism in Eukaryota, Fungi, Ascomycota, Pichiomycetes, Serinales, Debaryomycetaceae. The transcript has a single exon.
AUGGUUGAAUAUUCAGGAAGUACUCCAGUUGAAAUAGCACCAGAUAAACGUCAAAGAGUUCAAUGUUGGGAUUCACGAGAUAGAUUUUUCCAAUGUUUAGAUGAACAUUAUAUAGAUAAUUCAUUAGAUCCAAAAGAAAUUUCAAAAGUUAAUUCAAAAUGUGGAGAUAUAAAGCAGAAAUUUGAAAAAGAUUGUGUUAAAAGUUGGGUUAAAUAUUUUCAAGAAAAAAGAACUAAUGAUUUAAUUAGAACAAGAUAUAUUCAAAAAUUAGAAAGUGAAGGUGCUCAACCAUUACCUUUUAAAAUUGAAGGAGUUAAAAAGUAA